Carya illinoinensis is the source of this 1956-nucleotide messenger RNA. RefSeq lists its product as uncharacterized. The record is from RefSeq and is a predicted model, not a curated record. Gene Ontology annotation, molecular function: protein binding. The coding region runs from base 76 to 1518 and encodes 480 amino acids. The transcript is spliced from 7 exons. Lineage: Eukaryota; Viridiplantae; Streptophyta; Magnoliopsida; Fagales; Juglandaceae.
AAAGUCUUAACCUACUGAUCUCUCUCCUAUCUUUUAAGCCUUGGAUUUAUUUUUAUUUUAUUUUUUGUGAGACCCAUGAGAAAUUCCCAUCUCUUUUUCGUUUUCAUCAUAGCACUCGUUGUUGCUUGUGCACUCCAAUUUCAAGCUCAUGCUGCUCCUGCAGGGCCAUUGAUCAAACACUUGUCAUCUAUUCUCAAAUGGACCAGGGCAUCCUCCAAAAUAGCCCAAUCAGAUGGGAAUGCUCUUCAAUUUGAGAAUGGGUACUUGGUCGAGACUGUCGUGGAAGGAAAUGAGAUUGGAGUGGUUCCUUACAGAAUUCGUGUCUCUGAGGAUGGCGAACUUUUUGCUGUUGAUGAAGUUAAUAGCAACAUUGUUAGGAUCACUCCGCCAUUGUCUCAAUAUAGUAGGGGAAGGUUGGUUGCUGGGUCUUUUCAGGGUCAUACAGGGCAUGUGGAUGGAAAACCCAGUGAUGCUCGUUUUAAUCAUCCCAAAGGCAUAACCAUGGAUGAUAAAGGCAACGUGUAUGUUGCCGAUACCUUGAACCUCGCCAUCAGGAAGAUUGGGGAUGCUGGUGUGACAACCAUUGCUGGAGGGAAAUCAAAUGUUGCAGGGUAUAGAGAUGGCCCAAGCGAGGAUGCCAAAUUCUCAAAUGAUUUUGAUGUGGUAUAUGUUCAGCCUACCUGCUCCUUGUUAGUCAUUGAUAGAGGAAAUGCUGCUCUUCGGCAGAUCUCUCUCAAUCAGGAAGAUUGCGAUUAUCAGUACAGUUCAAUUUCUGCUACAGAUGUGCUUAUGGUUGUUGGAGCUGUCUUGGUAGGAUAUGCUACAUGUAUGCUUCAGCAAGGUUUUGGAUCUUCUUUCUUGUCAAGGAUGCAACCUUCAGACAGUGAAUUUAAGGAUCAUUCAAACAAAGGAAAACCCACUCCCAUUGUGGAGAGCAUAAAAGAAGAACCUGGAUGGCCAUCUUUUGGACGGCUCAUCCUUGAUCUGUCCAAGCUUGCAGUCGAAGCAUUGGCCGGUAUACCCCUUUACUUUAUACCCUCUCGUUUCAGACCAGAUGGCCCUAGAAAUGGCCCUACUCCCUUGAAAGACUCUCUCCGGAUGCCUGAAGAUGAAGUUGAACCCACAUUGGUUCAGAGGCAGACUACUGCUACUCCUCUUUCUGAAAAUCGGCAGGCCCAUACUCCUAAUAGAAGUGACAAGUACUCCGAAAUGAAGCCCCCAAAGAUCAAAUCAAACAGUUUUAAGGAUCCCUCAUUGUCAAGUAAGCACCGGUCUUCAAAACGACAAGAGUAUGCAGAAUUCUAUGGACCGGGUGAGGUUCCUCCUUAUAGCAAGUCUAAGAGCCAGAAAGAAAGAACAAGGCAUCGACAACGAGAUAAAAGUGGAGAAAUGGUUUAUGAAGCAGUGGGGUCAGAGCCAAGGCCCUCCGAGAUGAAGGCAGUGCAUUAUGAUAAUCAGAAGUUUGACCAUUAUAAUAUCAGGAGCAAGUAUGGUUCAGAUGAAUCCUUCCGAUAUUAAUCAAACCUGUACUUUGCCGUCCGUUCAAAGUUAGCUUAGUUUCCUGCCCCUUCUAUAUGGAGCAACAUGUUUCUUUCUGAUCGAAUCUGUAAUUCAAUCGAUACUGUAACCGAGGAUAUGUGUUUUAGAGAUCAAUUGCAAAUGAGGUUGAGUUCAGAGAAAAUAUUUGGCAGGGUGCUACCACACAUGUUUGGACCAGGAUUACAUGACUAUUCUGUAUCGGAAUCAAAUAGGUAAUUGCCUCUCUGAUAGAAGCCUAGAAGAAGUAGAGAGCCUGGAAAGGUUAACAUGUGUGUGCUCUCUAUUUUUAUUCCCCACUGCAAAAGAUUGUGUUGUGAAAAAACUAAGUAUUAGUACCGGAACCAGUUCAGUUGAUGUUCUUCAAAAUAUGCUAGUAUCUUGAGCAAUAAACUUGUUUUGAUGGUGGAUUACCAGUAA